This is a messenger RNA of Anoplopoma fimbria (sablefish), 8660 nucleotides long. It is a transcript of the gene heatr5a, whose product is annotated as HEAT repeat containing 5a. The record is from RefSeq and is a predicted model, not a curated record. Gene Ontology annotation, cellular component: membrane; endocytic vesicle; Golgi apparatus. Lineage: Eukaryota; Metazoa; Chordata; Actinopteri; Perciformes; Anoplopomatidae. Gene Ontology annotation, biological process: retrograde transport, endosome to Golgi; intracellular protein localization; endocytosis.
AGCGCUAACCGGAUGUCCGGUCUCGUCGGUGCGCGUCUCUCUGCGGGUCGUUCUCUCGGUGACGUUAAAAGUCUCUAAAUUAACGGCAUUAAAGUCUCUUCCCGGUCGGUUCGGAGCCGCCGCCGUCCUCCCGGGACCGCAGGCUUCCACCGGACACCGGCAGGAUUCAGGAAAAUGACAGAGCAGGACAGAAGCUUUCUCCCUCACUGAGAGGAGGAGCAGAAGAGGAGGCGGAGGAAGGAGGCCAGUGGAGGUUGAGGAUGGAGCGAGCCCACAGCCUCUUGCUGAACGAGGAGGCGUACAGUCAGCUGGGUGAACAUCAGCGGGCGCCGUUCAUCUUUGAGUGGCUGAACCACCUGAAGAAGCUCCUUCCUGCUGCCGAGCGGGCCGACAUCAAACAGAACCAGCGGCGCCUGAUCGAGCAGCUGUCGGGCGUUCUGAUUGGCUCCCCUGGCCCACCGACCCGCUGGCUGCUGGCCCACUGCCUGGCCCUGCUCUACCGCCUGGGAGACCCCCUCGCCGCCAGCCUAUUGGUGGACAGGUGCAAUGACAUCAUCCGCAGCAAAGACGACUCUCCGUCGGGGCUCCCGACCCGACUGGCGGCCAUCGCGGUUCUCGGCGCUCUGUUCGAGCAGCUCGGUCGGAUGCUCGCCGGCUCCUCCAAAGACACUCUGACCAACCUGCUGAAGGCCAUGAAGAGCGCCGAGUCCCAGGGUCGCUAUGAGAUCAUGAUGAGUUUGGAGAAGAUCCUGAGGGGUUUGGGCGUGAGCGCCGUGCCGUGUCACCGUGACGUCUACAAGGCGGCGAGGACGUGUCUGACGGACCGAUCCAUGGCCGUACGCUGCGCCGCCGCCGAGUGUCUGCUGGAGCUGCAGAGGGAGGCCGUGUUCCUGUGGACCAGCGAGCUGGAGAACGUGGCCACUCUGUGCUUCAGAGCCUUCGACGGGUCCGACUACAGCGUCAGAGUGUCGGUGUCCAGACUGCUGGGGACGCUGCUGGCUGCCGCCGUGGAGCCCCGACAGCCCGCCGCAGCCCCCAGGCAGAGUGGGCGGAGUCGGAGCUCCCUGGAGGAGGCGAUGGAUUUGUUGUCGGGGGGUUCCUGCGGGGCGGGGGGGGGCUUCCUCCGAGCCAGCGGAGACAUGCUGAAGGGGACGAGCUCCGUCAGCAAGGAGGUCCGCACCGGGGUCACGCAGGCCUGCGUGGUCUUCGUCUCCACCCUCGGCGGUUCCUGGUUGGAGUCAAACUUCCCGUCCUUCCUGUCCCUGCUGAUGGAGCUGGCGUCCCACUCGAGGGCCACUCAGACGCCGGGCGACGCCGUGGUGACGCGCCGCUGCGUCUCCUUCAUCCUGAGGAGCACCCUGGGGUCCCUGCUGGGGGAGAAGGCCCAGACCAACGCCGCCAAGCACAUCUGCCUCGCCGUGGCGGCGCAGAAACGAGCCAUCGACGCCGCUCUGACUGACGGGAACGUGGAGACCAAAGUUUCGUCUGCAGACGUCUCGGCCAGUCAGCACGUUCUGGUCUGCUGCCUGCUGGAACUGGGAGGACUCAUACAGGGACUGGGAUCCACAGCUGCCCCACUGCUCACCGACAGCAGCACAGCCCUCCUGGACACGGUGAUCUCCGUCCUCCUCCACCCCAUCUCCUCCGCCUCUCUGGCCGCCGCCUGGUGUCUGCGCUGCGUUGCCAUGGCGAUGCCGUCCCAGUGUUCCUCGCUGCUGGACCGCUGCGCCGAGCGGCUGGUGGCGCUGAAGUUCCCCGAAGCCGUGGCCGGGUACGGGGCCGCCGUCGCCGCCCUGGUGGCCGCGAUGCAGCACUGCCCUCUGGGAAUACCACACACCAAAGGCAUGAUGGUGCUGGGUCUGGCUGAAGACCUUCUGCGUUCAGCCUCUCAGAACAGUCGGAUCUCUCUGCAGAGGACUCAGGCCGGCUGGCUGCUCGUCUCCUCUCUCAUCACUUUAGGCCCAGCUGUCGUGGAGCACCACCUGUCCCGUCUCCUCCUCCUGUGGCGCUGUGUGUUUCCUGCUUCACUCAGGGAGCAGGAGAUGGAGCUGCGACGGGGAGACUACUUUACGUGGAAGGUUACGCUGGAGGGACGUGCCGGGGCCCUCAACGCCAUGAAGAACCUGCUGCUGCACUGCAGGGAGCUGGUCACCGAUGAUGUCAUCAGCCGUCUGCUCACGCCAUUGGCCUGCGCCGUGGCGCUGCUCACCAAGCUGCCUGCUCUCCUCAGGUCUUACAGCGGUUCAGUUCUCAGAUGGACCCUGGUCUACAGACUGAGGGUCUACGAGCUGCUGGCUCUGCUGCCUCCUCACACCUACCAAGAGAGUUUUGGGUUGAUGAUGAACCAGCUGGUGUCGGAUCUGUCCGGUCAGGACAACCAGAACCAGAACCAGCCGUGUUCAGAGCUCACCCUGCUGCCCCCCCUCUGUCACCGUGACGACCUGCAGCUGGCCGGCCCCGCCCUCCACGGCACCGACCACGGAUACAUCGAGGAACAGCUCCAUGGCAGCAGUGUGGGAGGAGGAUCACUGGACCAUGACGCCUUCAGUCUGUGUGAGAGGAGCCAUGAAGCUCCUGCUCCUCUUCCUCCACCCGUUGCUCUCACCGCCGCCGCCGUACGCCUCUUUGGAGCGCUCUACCCCCACGUCAUCUCCGCUCAGAGGGUGAAGAUACUGGAGCAGUUUGUAGAAACCGUGAAGCAGCUGAAGGGUCAACGGCAGCAGACGGUCCAGACUCACGUCUGUGCUGCCCUCUGCAGUCUGCUCCAGGGCGGUGUUCGAGGCUCUCUGGGGCCGGAGGAGGUGCGCUCGGCGCUGUCCCUCCUGACGGGGGCGCUAGAGAGCCCCAGUCCUCUGCUGCGCUGUCUGGCUGCUGAAGGUCUGGCCCGGCUGGUUCUGGUGGUCGGAGACGCCGGCUUCACCGUGUCGGUGUCGCUGCUCUGCUUCGACAGGUUGAAGACUGCUCGUGACGCGGCGUCUCGCAGUGGAUACGCUCUGGCUCUGGGGGCGCUGCACCGCUACACCGGAGGAAUCAGCUCACCUCAGCACCUGUCUACCUGCCUGGGGGUGCUGUUCACCCUGUGCCAGGACAGCACCUCACCUGAGGUCCAGACCUGGUCUCUCCACAGUCUGUCUCUGGUGGUCGACCUGUCCGGAGGUUUGUACCGCGCCCAUGCCGAGCCGUCCUUCACCCUGGUGCUCCGUCUGCUGCUGUCUGCUCCACCCACCCACCCUGAGGUGCACCACAGCCUGGGGCGCUGCCUGCACGCCCUCAUCACCUGCCUGGGCCCCGACCUGCAAGGUGACGGUGCAGCAGUAUCCAGUCUGCGCUCCAUCUGUCUGGUUGGAUGUGAGGUGAUGCAGGACGGUCCGGACUCUCUGGUUCAGGCCAGAGCCAUUUCCUGUCUGCAGCAGCUUCACAUGUUCUCACCUCCACACGUCAACCUGGCCAACCUCGUACCUGCUCUGUGUGGGAUCUUGUUGGAUUAUUCAAUGUUGGCCCACCUGUGCAGUUCCUACCUGUGUCUGCGUCGGGCGGUGGUGGCGUGUCUCCGGCAGCUGGUCCAGCGGGCGGUGGAGGUUUCUGAACACGCCGUGACUCUGGUCAAAGAGCUGCCCAGACGAGACAACACGCAGCUGGACGUCACCAUAAAGGAGGUGGGUCUGGAAGGAGCCCUGUUCAGUCUGUUGGACCGGGAGUCAGAUCCAGGUCUGAGGAGGGACAUCCAGGAGACUCUGGUCCACAUGAUGGCGUCCAGGGCCACCAGCGGCAAACUGGGACACUGGCUCAAACUCUGCAAGGACGUCCUGUCUGCGACCACCGACUGUCGGGCUCCGGUUGAGGCGAGGCAGGAGGACGAGGAGGCGGACUCCGCCAGAGACGACGACUCCUCUGCGUUCAAGGCUCAGCCGGACUCCGGCGGCCCGUUCACGGCCCUCCGGUGGGCCACGCGGCGCUUCGCCAUGGAGUGUGUGUGUCGCAUCAUCACCCAGUGUGAGACCGCCGACCCGGCGCACUUCGACAUGGCGCUGGCUCAGGAGCGACGCCUGCAAGAGUCCACCGACUUCCUGGUGCUCCAUCUUGGCGACCUGGUCCGCAUGGCGUUCAUGGCGGCGACAGACCACAGCGACCAGCUGCGGCUGGCGGGUCUCCAGACCCUGCUGCUGAUCAUCAGACGCUUCUCAGCCAUCCCCGAGCCGGAGUUCCCGGGUCACGUGAUCCUGGAGCAGUACCAGGCUAACGUUGGAGCUGCUCUCAGACCAGCCUUCACUGCUGACGCUCCUCCUGACGUCACAGCCAAGGCCUGCCAGGUGUGCAGCGCCUGGAUAGCCAGCGGUGUGGUCAGCGACCUCCGUGACCUGCGGCGAGUCCAUCAGCUCCUGGCCUCCUCAUUGGCUAAAGUACAGGCUGGGAGGGACACGUCGGUCCAGCUGUACAACGAGGCCGCCACUACCAUGGAAACGCUGGCCGUCCUGAAGGCCUGGGCCGAGGUUUACAUCGUAGCCGUUCAGAGGAGCAGCCAGAAGGAGCUUCCCGAUAGGGCGGCCGACCUGUCAGUCUCCUCCUCUCUGGCCAAUCACAGCUCAGGCUCCGAGUCAGAGGGGGCGGGCCUCCUGAAGCUGGUCCAGUCAGAUCUGUCGACGCUCAGCCGUCUGUGGUUGUCGGCGCUGCAGGACUACGGCCUGCUGAGCCUCCCCCAGGAGUACGCAUCACAGCUACCUGAGACAGGAGGUUCUUUCUACACAGCUGAGACCGUGAACCAGGCCAGGGCUCACUACUCCUCCUCCUGGGCUCCCAUCCUCCACGCCACCUCCCUCUGGCUCCACAGCACCGGUUUUGUGAUGUCCGAUGACACACCUGCCUACCUGUCCCGUCCAGCCACGCCCACCUCCAUGGGACACACAGGGGGCGGAGCCAAGAGUCCAGAGGACAUCAACACGGACAGACUGCAUCUCAUUCUGGGGAUCAGUGUGGAGUUCCUGUGUUCUCCGCACUCUGACGACCAAAUGGAGAACAUCACUUCCUGUCUGCGAGCUCUGCAGGCGCUGCUGGACGCCUCCUGGCCCCGAGCCAAGAUCGGAAACGACCAGGCUCUGGGUGUGGAGCUGCUCAGCGUCCUCCACCGUCUGAUGGUGACCAGAGAGUCGGCGUCCGUUCAGCUCGCCGUGUUGGAUUUACUGAAACAGAUCGUUACGGCGGCUCAGGAGCUCGUUAGAGAGAAACGCUACAGUGCUGAGGUGGAUGACGGAGCGUCAGAGAAGGAGACGCUGCCGGAGUUUGGCGAGGGACGGGACACCGGCGGUUUGAUUCCUGGGCGCUCGCUGGUGUUCGGAGCGCUGGAGCUUUGCCUCUGUGUGCUGGUCCGGAAACUUCCACAGCUCAGCCCCAAACUGGCCGGAACCAGUCCAACUGGUCCAGGAGGUUCUGUGUGGAGUUUGACUGACAGCGACUGUCAGCUGGUGGCCUCCGCUCUGUGUGUCCUGUCUGAGCUGCCGUCCGUCUGCUCUCCAGAGGGCAGCGUGUCCAUCCUCCCCACCGUCCUCUACCUGCUGCUGGGCGUCCUCAGAGAGACGGCGCUCCAGCCCAGCACACACACCGGUUCCCCGGCGGCGGGCUCGGUGGGCGGGGCCGGUCUGGCCACGGUGGUCCAGGCGGCUCUGCAGGCCCUGAAGUCCGUGGUGACGUCUCCGAUGAGCCGACAGGAGAAGAGCCGAGGAGCCUGGAGCCGGCUGCUGAGAUCGGCUCUGAGCUCUCUGCUGGGCCUCUGGGACGCUGCUGACUCUGUGGUGGAUCACGUCAGCCUGCUCACAGCUCUGACCGUCUUCCUGCUGUCUGCUGGUCCGGACGUUGUGGGGCCGCUGCACGCGCUCAGUCUGCAGCGAUUCGCCGCCAGCAUGGACGCCAAAGACCCGCUGGUUGUGAGUCGAUGUUAUCAGCUGUUAACCUCGGUGUUUCAGGCUCCGCCCACCGUGGCCGUCCCGUACAUCCAGGCGCUCGGACCGCCGCUGGUUCGAUUCCUCCAGAAGGUGGAGAGGAGUCGUCCUCAGAGUCCAGAGGAGCUGGAGGGAGUCCUGGAGGGAGUCCGAGCCAUGGAGGCUCUGGUCCAGGCUGCAGACCAGUCUCAGCGUCCUCAGCUGGUGGCCGUCUUGCUGCCGCUCCUCAUCUCCUUCCUGCUGGAUGAAAACGCUCUAGGCUCCGCCCCCGCGGCGUCCCGGUCGCUCCACGAGGUGGCGCUCAAAGACCUGAUGCGUCUCGGCCCGCAGCACUCCGCUGUGUUCAGGUCGCUCGUCGCCUCGUCUCCUCACCUGAAGUCUCGUUUGGAAGCCGCCGUCAAAGGGAACCAGGAGAGUCUGAACGCCAAAGCGAGCAGCGCCCACCUCGCCGCCAAGUCCUCGCCCAGCAUCACGCUCAAGACCAACUUCCUGUGAGGGCGGAUCGCCACGACGACGCCGGGACGGACGCUGUAUCGUCCUCUCGGCCGUCUGGACCCCAAACGCACCGUUGCCGCGUUCACUGUGCUCCCUGACCACGAUACAUGUUGUCGUCAUCCCUCUGGAUCCUUCAAGUGGUCGACAGCCUUUGUGGUGACUCCUCCCACAUCUCCACGCACAUCACACGUCACUGAAUCGCACGCCAUCGCUGUUAUUGACCGGCUUAUGUCAAUAAUCACUCCUAUCAAUCUUGCAUAACCGCUCACUUUCACCUGCAGUGAGCUCAACUUUAUCUCUUUUAUCAGAUAUGUUUCAUGUUUACCUGAUAAACAUACAGAUUCAGUGAGUCACUGACUAGUUAACAUGCGCAUUAAUACUCCACUAAUAUUGUCAAUGGUUUUAACAGAAUUCUCUGGACAUAAAUAUUCACUUCAUGAGUCUCAAUCUGGGUUUGGCAGUUUGUGGCGUCUGUUUUCGCUCACAGCCGUAAAAAGAAAAGUCAGUGAAUCAGAACGGCGACAGAGAGGGUUGUUCAUCUGAGAGGAGGAAGCUUAGAGUCUAAAGGGCAGUGGGAAGGAUUUAGGGGGAAUUAAAUAACUGUGUUUUCAGCGAUGUACUAUCACCUGACACUAAGAAUUGUUCUCGUUGGCUUAGAAUGAGCCCUUCAAAUCUACAUCCAGAAGGGACAAACUGAACUCUGACUAUAAAGAGGGACACUUGUUUUUUUAAUGUUACCUGAAGGCACCGUCGUUUUCUGGAGGCUGACAAAGGGAGUGUUGAGUGGUUGCAGUCUGCGACCUCACCACUAGAUGGCACUACAUCCUCCACACUGCUCCUUUAAGUUAUCGAAGGGCGUGGCUGUAGGAGGAACGUUAAUCAACGAGCUAUUGGAGGAAUAUUCCUCCUCAUCAGCCAGCAGCAAAACCUGAAUAUGUUGUGCGUGUAAACGUUGAAAGAAUUGAUCGGCUAAAUGUAAAAGUACGACACGAAUUUUAAGAAAACAGAUUUAUGAGUUUAAUGAAUCGCGACCACAUCUCUCAUUAAUCAUUAAUGUUCCCUCAUUUUCUUUUCAUGUGUUUGAAUUUUGGUAUUUUUGUUUUUACCAAGAGAUUUUUGGAUUAUUUCUUUUUUUGCAGUUUUUUACUCAUAUUUCACAUUUGCAAAUGUCUUCAUGAAGCACAUUUAAAAACAUUAGUUGUACCGAAAUGCUGUAAAAUCUAAAUGAAGUAAAAACAGAAGAAACAAGUUAAAAAGACAAUAAUGUAGAAUGUCAACUGUCACUGCGAGUUUUAGGAUUUACGUACUGGCAGUGAAGGCAACUACAAACCUGCUGUCAGGUGAUCAUACUUUAGAUUCACAUCCCCCCAACUUUCAGAAUAAAAGCACUUUGUUUUAACUUUCUGUUUGAGCUGAAAUCUGACCUGAUGAUGUUCUGAGCUAAUCGUUGUUCAAAUGUCACCAGAUUUAGUUUGCAGAUCCAGAAACUGAGAGUUAAGAGAAAAUCGGCUGAGAUGUUUUUAUAUUGUUCCUAAACUUCUCUGUCAUUCAAAUACACAGACAGUGAAAUGUUUGAUCAUCAGACGAGACUUAAACCUCACCGUAAAGCACACAUGGACAGUAUAAACAGUGACAGUGAGCUCGACCAAUCACAGGAGAGCAUCUCAAAAUCAGUGGAGGCUCUCUCUGACACCUUGACUCCACCCGCCUGCCAGCUCAAGUACAAUGAAAGGGAGGCUUUUAUUUUUUAAAGAACGAUCGUCUCUAUGUACUUCACUAACAAUGAAAAGAGGUCAGAGGUCACGUUGACAUGUCGUUUUUGACCCUGAUGAAUGAAAUGUCAAUAACAGAAGAGCGUUUUUAUUCUUUGAGUAAAUUAAUCGCGUGAAACGUAUGGUGGCCUGUAAGGAACAACUGAGUCAUCAGCACUUUAGUUUAACAACAUGACGAGGUCAUGAUAUCAUGUUUUAUCAUUUGUUAUCAGUGUGAAGAAGAAUGUGAGUUAGUUUGGUUUUAAAGGGCUUUUAUUGUGAAUGUAAAAGAUUAAAACAUUUCUGACAGGAUUUCCUUAAAGCUGUCACAAUAAAAUACUAAAGAUUCACCUGCAAUAAGUUUAUUAACCAGGAGAGCUCACCUGAGCGACCGCUCUGUGAACUGUACAGGUGUGACUUGAAUGAGUUAACAUGUUGGUUUCCAACGGCAGCGAGUUAAUAAAACAUGUUUUUCUUCUAA